AUGUGGCCAAAUCAGACAUUAAAGCAGUCCUCAAUCCAACCACCAUUAUUAUCACCUCCUUCACAAGUCCAAUGCACAGCCAUCAAACCAUGCCUCAAAGUUUCUCGCAGGAACCUCGCAAUCUGCACCAACUCAUCUUUACUUCUACUCUUGGGCUCUCAGAUGCUGCUGGAGCCAUUGCAGCACUCAAGGGCCAGAGCUGAGGAAGAUGUUCCCCAAAAUGCAGAGCAAAUUGGCCCAGAAGAAGAGGGUUCGGAUUCGAAGAAACCCGUGGAUGUAUGCGGAGAUCAGACUGUGACUCAAAGGGCAUUUCUUGAUGUAUCCAUUGAUGGAGUUCCAGUUGGGAGAAUUGUGAUUGGGCUGUAUGGUGACAAAGUUCCAUUUGGUGCUGCCAGGCUUAGUGAUCUAAUAAGUGGAGCAGCAGGGAUUAGCUACAGGAGAAAGGAAUUUGUUAAGAUCACACCUAAUUAUGUUCAACAUGGUGGAGUCAGAUCUUAUGGGGUGGAUGCGGAGCUAGCAAGGGAGGCAGGAAGGAAUUUAGCAGCUGAUAGACUCAUGGGUGAAUGGGAGAAACAGUAUGAGAAUUGUCCAGGAACCAAGAAUGUGGCACAAAGUAUUGGAAUUGUUGUGAGGGAUCCAUCAAAACCACCUCCCAAGUUGAAAUUAGUUGCAAGAAAAGGGAAGCUUGAGGUUGAUCAAGAAGAGGUAGGAAAAGAUCCGAAUGGAACAGAGUUUGUCAUUUCUCUGAAAGAUUCACCUGAACUGGAUUCCUCCACUUUGGUGGUUGGAAAAGUGUUGGAAGGAUCCGAAGUUGUCGAAAAGAUCGGUCAGGUGAAGACUGUGCAAGAAAACACCAGUUCUCCAUAUUUCAGGGUAGCAAAGUUGAUAGGAGAUAAAAGGGCUGUUGUGGCAGAGAGAGGCUUUAACAGACCAUACUCCAAAGUGUUGAUUACCAAUUGUGGGCUAAUCAAAGACUGA
Molecule: messenger RNA, 978 nt
Organism: Oldenlandia corymbosa var. corymbosa
Lineage: Eukaryota; Viridiplantae; Streptophyta; Magnoliopsida; Gentianales; Rubiaceae
Source: the annotation of a GenBank genome assembly